CAGAGUAGAAGGAGAAGAAAGGAAAAGUAAGACUGACGACGGCACGAGUGACAAUUCUGAGGUGUAUCGCUUGCAAAAGGCUUGAGGUGGCAUAAGAGGAGAAGGAUCGGUAGAUUCGGACUAGGAGAAAGUUUCCAAGUUGUUGCUGUACUAUUAACUUGGAAACGUCACGCAGCAAACGCAGCGAACACGAACAACGCGAUGGUGGAAGUUCUGGUGGAACCAUGUGGCCAAGAAGCGAGAGUAUUGGAUAAUGGUUGCAAAUUGAACGACAAUCCGACGGAACAUUUGGUUCAAAGUGAUCGUUGCGAUUUGAUUUUGGAACAGUCGAAUCUCAGCCCGAUUCAACAGUUCUACAAUGGGCAAAGCAUCUUCAUCACUGGCGGUACUGGAUUCGUCGGCAAACUUUUAAUAGAGAAGCUUCUCCGAGAAUGUCCUGGGAUCUCGUUCAUCUAUUUGUUGGUACGUCCGAAGAAAGGGAAAGAUAUGCAUCAACGUAUCGAGGAAAUCUUUGACGAUCCGCUCUUUGACAAAGUAAAAGAGAAGCGACCAAAAUUUCGGCAUCAAAUCGUUGCUAUAGCCGGAGAUUGCGGUCAGCCAGGUCUUGGGAUAUCUCCCGCGGACAGGCAAACGAUUACGAGAGAAGUCUCAAUCGUCUUUCAUGUUGCGGCAACGGUCAGAUUUGACGAGAAGAUGAAACUUGCCGUACCCAUUAAUGUUCGUAGUCCAAAAGAUGUAAUGGAUCUUUGUAGGGAAAUUUCAUAUUUAAAGGCGUUCAUCCACGUAUCGACAGCAUAUGCCAAUUGUACGCGAACUCAUAUCGAAGAAAAGGUGUACGAAGCACCGAUUGACGGAGACAAGUUGGCAACUAUCGUUGAAUAUAUGGAUGAGAAAUUGAUCGAGGAAAUAACUCCACGAUUAUUAGGUGCAUGGCCGAACACGUACACAUACACAAAAGCAGUAGCAGAAGGUAUCAUUGUGAAACAGGCCGGUGAUUUGCCUGUUGGAAUAUUUCGUCCCGGUAUUGUGAUAUCAACAUACCAAGAACCGGUGCGAGGAUGGAUCGACAACUUGUACGGACCAACAGGUGUUGCAGCUGGGGCUGGUACCGGGGUCUUACGAUCGAUUCAUUGCGAUGGAUCCAUAGAAGCCAAUGUUGUUCCUGGAGAUUUAACAGUAAAUGCCUUAAUAGCUUGCGCGUGGGAUGUCGCGAAUCGUCGAAAAUCUGCAACUACCAAAGAAAGGGAAAAUGACAUACCCGUUUACAAUUAUGUUUCAAAAGAUAAUCCUAUAACAUACGAUCAAUUGAAACUUUUAUCCGAAAAAUACGGGCUUGAGUUUCCCACUAGCAGAGCCAUAUGGUACUAUAGUUUCCGAAAUAACAAACAUAGGAUAAUUCAUCUUAUGUAUGUUUACUUGUUACAUUUAUUACCGGCACUCUUGAUCGACACCGUCACGCUCUGUUUGGGAAAACAACCGAGGAUGUUAAAAAUCUAUAAAAAGAUACACAAAUUUAUGGAUGUACUUAACUACUUUUCUAUCCACGAAUGGAAGUUUUCGAAUGAUAAUAUUAAGGAGUUACUAAAUAAGAUGACAGAGGAAGACCGUGAAAAUUUUGCAUGCGAUAUCACCGAUAUUGACUGGGACCAAUAUUUUCGGACAUAUAUACGUGGAAUUCGUAUGUAUCUGAUAAAAGAUCCGCUAGACACUCUUCCAAAAGCACGUAUCAAGUGGCAAAGAUUAUACUGGACUCAUCAAGUGGUAAAACUAAUCCUCGGUUAUGCUCUAUUGCGAAUAUGUUGGUUAACUUUAUCUCUUCUUUUUCGAAAUUGUAUACCUCAAUUUGCGUAACAAAUAUGCUUUACGUGUGUGAUGAGAGGAAAUAAACGCGCGGUAAUGCACGCGGUAAUGCGCGUCAGAUACACAUAAAUAUGACUUCGUUCGAAGUUCGAAGUUGGUUCAGAAUUAAGUGUCGUUCUUGAAUCAAGUUCAUCGAGAUGAUCUUGGUCUCGUGUUUGUGAUCGAAAGUGAGGUUACCUUGCUGAUUUUCUGAACAGCUCGGAAGAAUAGAGAAGGAAGCAGAGAAGAAGGAAGAACAUAGUGGAAAACUGACCAAAGUACUAUAUAGUUCUAUCGCCGCGUAUUCGCGUUUAUUCGAUUCGAGAUGAUCAUAAAACCACCACUUAGUAACUCCAACUUAAUAUGUAUGAACCGCGUUCGAGAAGUUUGUAAGGAAAUGAUGAAAU
Molecule: messenger RNA, 2246 nt
Organism: Bombus impatiens (common eastern bumble bee)
Lineage: Eukaryota; Metazoa; Arthropoda; Insecta; Hymenoptera; Apidae
Product: fatty acyl-CoA reductase wat
Exons: 9
Coding region: 202-1851 (549 amino acids)
Biological process (GO): long-chain fatty-acyl-CoA metabolic process
Cellular component (GO): peroxisome
Molecular function (GO): alcohol-forming very long-chain fatty acyl-CoA reductase (NADP+) activity
Source: RefSeq, a predicted model, not a curated record